Molecule: messenger RNA, 6095 nt
Organism: Limanda limanda (common dab)
Lineage: Eukaryota; Metazoa; Chordata; Actinopteri; Pleuronectiformes; Pleuronectidae
Product: DDB1- and CUL4-associated factor 1-like
Exons: 25
Coding region: 193-4818 (1541 amino acids)
Biological process (GO): protein ubiquitination
Cellular component (GO): Cul4-RING E3 ubiquitin ligase complex; nucleus
Molecular function (GO): nuclear estrogen receptor binding; histone H2AT120 kinase activity
Source: RefSeq, a predicted model, not a curated record
UGUUCGCCAUAAUGAUAAUAAAGCGUGAGCACGAAGCUGAAAUAAAGCAAAUGAAGCUUCGGCUGUGACACGUGGAUCCACCCGGAGACACCGAGGAGCCACGGAGGUCGGACCGGCACCGGUGGACGCCAGCCUCGGCCAAUUUUGGGGAGAAAGCGGGGAAGAGCCUGACCGGAGCAACGAGGCAACGCUAUGGCGUCAGCAUCUGCCAGCGUAGACUCCAAGGCAGAGCUGACUGCUCUACUGGAACAGUGGGAGAGAGAACAACAAGGCAGCACCCAGGAGCUGGUUAGCAUCCUCACAAAAAUCUCCGAGCUUGUUGAGAAUGAGACAGAGGAGUACCACAAAGCAGACCCAGACCCUUUUGAUGAUCGACAUCCUGGGAGAGCUGAUCCAGAAUGUGUGUUGGGACACCUACUCAAGAUCCUGUUCAAGAAUGAUGACUUCAUGAACGCACUGGUGAAUAGCUAUGUGAUGACCAGCAGAGAAUUCCCCCUCAAUGCAGCGGCUUGUCGUCUGCUUCAGAACAUCAUGCCUGGACUGGAGACAGCAGUGGUCUUCCAAGAAAAGGAGGGUAUUGUUGAGCGUCUUUUUACGUGGGCCCAGGAGGCAGAGCAGCCCCUCAGAAUCUAUGCCACAGGCUUGUUGGCUGGUGCCAUGGAGAAUCAGGACAUUGCAGCCAACUACAGGGAGGAGAACUCUGUCUUGGUGCCUUUGAUGCUGCAUCGGUUACGUGAGCUUCAGGAUAAGGAUGCUGAGAACAAAAGGGAAAUCAAACGGCCCAGCCCCAGGAAGAGUUUGAGUGAGCCUCUGCUACCUUUAGAUGAGGAGACUGUCGACGGAGGCUUUGAAGAGACGCCCUUCAUGCUGGGCAGAAACGGAGCUGAAAGGGAGGGGACAGGGCCCGAGGGGGCUGGAGAUAUUCCCUUCUCGGCCAUUGAGACUGAAAACGAGCUUUCGUUCCGUCUCAACUUCCCUCAGAAGGCCAGCAGCCAUGCCAACUCCGCUGUUAAAACCAUGAUGAAGCCCAUGUCUGCCCCAAGUUCACUGUUCCACCCUGGCAUUUUGGAUGGCAGCAGUUACCUAAAAAGAAAGGCAGACAGGGAGCUUGGCAGGACCUCAAAACAGAAGCUAAAUUUCUCUUUGCCAGAUCCGGAGAGGAACUUCAACGAGCUCUCCAACAGCAGCUGGUCCGAAAUGAGCCCCUGGGUGAUAGGGAACAACUACCAUCUGUACCCUCUGACCCCGGAGAUCGAGCAGAGGCUCAUCCUGCAGUAUCUCACUCCUCUGGGGGAGUAUCAGGAGCUGUUGGCAGUGUUCAUGCAGAUUGGAGCUCGGGAGCUACUCGUGCACUAUAUGGAUUUAAAGCAGACCAAUGAUGUGCAGCUCACCUUUGAGGCUCUCAAGUACCUGGCAUCUUUGCUGCUGCACAAGAAGUUUGCUGCUGAGUUUGUGGCUCACGGAGGAGUUCAGAAGUUGCUGGAAAUCCCCCGGCCGUCUAUGUCUGCCACCGGAGUGUCUCUGUGUCUCUAUUACCUCGCCUACAACCAGGAUGCAAUGGAGAGGGUGUGCAUGUUGCCCCACUCCAUCCUGUCCGAUGUGGUUGGUUACACGCUGUGGCUGCUGGAGUGCUCGCAUGCAUCCGGCUGCUGCCAUGCCACAAUGUUCUUUUCCAUCUCCUUUUCUUUCCGUGCUGUCCUGGAGCUUUUCGACAGGCAGGACGGGCUCCGGCGCCUUGUCAAUCUGAUUAGCACACUGGAGAUCCUGAACCUUGAGGACCAGGGAGUGCUGCUGAGUGAUGAUGAGAUUUUCUCCAGCAGGCAGACGGCCAAGCACACCUGCAUGGCCCUGCGCAGGUACUUUGAGGCCCAUCUGGCAAUCAAGGUGGAGCAGGUUAAGCAAUCUCUGCAGCGCACGGAGGGGGGUGCCCCCAUUCACUCCCAGCCAUACUACAAGGCGGUGAGCUAUACUCGGGAACAGGUGGUGGAAAUGAUGGAGUUUCUGAUAGAGUACGGACCACUGCGACUUUACUGGGAACCGGCUGAGGUCUUCCACAAGCUGUCGUGUGUCCAGCUCCUCCUACAACUCAUUUCCAUUGCCUGUGGCUGGAGGACCUACUAUGGCAGGAGUGAUACAGUUCGUUAUGCCCUCGACAUCCUGAGUAUUCUAACAGUUGUUCCAAAGACCCAGCUGUUGUUGUCUGAGGCUGUUGCUGUGCUUGAUGAAAGAGGAUCCUCUGUUUCCACCGUAGGAAUCAGUAUCGUCCUGGCAGUGGCGGAGGGAGAGGUAUUUGUGAAUGAUGCCGAGAUUCAGAAGUCGGCCUUGCAGGUUGUCAUCAACUGCGUCUGUGCUCCAGACAAACGCAUGUCCAGCAUUGGCAAGUUCAUUGCAGGCACCCCCCGCCGCCGCCAGCCCCAGCAGACCAAAGCGAGCGAGAGUGUGCUCACCAAGAUGUGGAACGUGGUCCAGUCCAACAAUGGCAUCAAGGUCCUGUUGUCCCUGCUGACAGUGAAGAUGCCCAUUACAGAUGCAGAUCAGAUCCGAGCUCUAGCCUGUAAGGCUCUGGUGGGUCUGUCUCGCUCCAGCUCCGUCAGACAGAUUAUCAGCAAGCUGCCUUUGUUCAGCAGCGGACACAUCCAGCAGCUCAUGAAGGAGCCUUUGCUUCAGGACAAACGCAGCGAACACGUCAAGUUCUGUAAGUUUGCAGCUGAGCUGAUAGAAAGGAUCUCUGGGAAACCGCUGAUGAUCGGUACGGACGUGUCACUGGCGUGGCUGCAGAGGGCCAGUGUGGUCGCCCAGUCCAGGAUCACUUUCCCUGAGAAAGAGCUGCUGUUGCUUAUUAGGAACCACCUUGUGGCCAAAGGCCUUCAUGACACAGCCACCAUACUUACCAAAGAGGCAGAGCUCCCGAUGGCGAGUCUGUCUCUUACUUCACUUUCUACUUCUGCUUUCCCUUCGGUUGCUCCUCCCCCAACUGCCACUCCUGUUGCCACUCUCCCCCGCACACCACGGCUGGCCAAUGGUGUCGGCUCAAGAAUCGCAAACCAUCCUUCUCUUUUAUCCACCCCCGGGUCCAGCCAUCCACAGACACGUCCCUCAACAUCACAAUCCACCGGGACCUCAACAACUCCUUUCCCCUCUACGUCUGUCCCCCUCUGUAGCAAUGGAAACCCACUGAUCGGCCGAAUCGUUUUCUCUCGUGAGCGACAAGCUGCCUGCCCUGUGGUGAACUGCAAGAAACCACGUGUUCUUAGGCAGAAGUCUGACCAUGGGGCCUUCAGCCAGAGUCCAGCCAUGAAGAAGCAGUUGGACAGGCUCUUGCCUUCCCCCCCUGCAUUAGACGGCAUCAUCACAGAGUACCUGAGGGAGCAGCACGCACGCUGUAAAAACCCCGUCGCGACGUGCCCGCCUUUCUCUCUCUUUACACCCCAUCAAUGCCCUGAGCCCAAACAGAGACGCCAAGCACCAAUUAACUUUACUUCCCGACACACAAGGAGAGUCAUAUAUCCUAAAUACGGAGGAGUAGACGGAGGCUGCUUUGACAGACAUCUCAUCUUCAGCAGGUUCCGUCCCAUCUCCGUGUUCAGGGAGGCUGAUGAGGAUGAGAGUGGAUUCAUGUGUUGUGCCUUCUCAGCCCGAGAGCGGUUCCUGAUGCUCGGGACCUGCACAGGGCAGCUCAAACUCUACAAUGUGUUUACAGGCCAGGAGGAAGCCAGCUACAGCUGUCACAGUUCAGCCAUCACUCACCUGGAGCCCUCACGGGAUGGCUCUCUGCUCCUAACGUCAGCCUCUUGGAGUUACCCCCUGUCUGCACUGUGGGGCAUGAAAUCAGUGUUCAUCAUGAAGCAUUCUUUUCUCGGUGACCAUUACGUGGAGUUCAGUAAACAGUCACAAGAUCGCGUCAUUGGAACCAAGGAGCAUGUAGCACGAAUCUAUGACAUCCAGACGGGACAGGUACUGCUGACUCUCAACAACCCAGACCUGGCUAACAACUACAAGAGGAACUGUGCCACCUUCAACCCCACGGACGACCUGGUGCUGAACGAUGGCGUGCUGUGGGAUGUGCGCACGGCUCAGGCCAUCCACAAGUUUGACAAGUUCAACAUGAACAUCAGCGGCGUGUUCCAUCCCAACAGCCUGGAGGUCAUCAUCAACACAGAAAUUUGGGACCUGCGGACCUUCCACCUCCUCCACACUGUUCCUGCUCUGGACCAGUGCAGAAUAGUCUUCAACAACAACGGCACCGUCAUCUACGGAGCAAUGCUACAGGCCGAUGACGAGGACAACAUGAUGGAAAUGCAGAUGAAAAGUCCGUUCGGUUCGUCCUUCAGGACCUUUAAUGCUACAGACUACAAACCAAUCGCCACUAUUGACGUCAAAAGGAAUAUAUUUGACCUUUGCACAGACACAAAAGAUUGCUACUUAGCUGUGAUUGAGAACCAAGACUCAUUUAACACAGACACAGUGUGCAGGCUGUAUGAAGUUGGCCGACAGAGACUUGCAGAGGAAGAGGAGGAGGACGAGGAGGAUCAGGAGGAUGAUGAACAGGAGGAAGACGAUGACGAUGAUGACGACUCGGAUGAUGAUAUCGAUACAGACCCUCUUAUCGCUGAGCUAGAGACCGAGAACGGUGGAGAAGACGAGGAUGAUGAAGAAGAGGAUGAUGGGAAUGAGGAAUUUUCUCCCUCUGAUGACGAGGUGGCAAAUCUUCUCGAAGAGGAUGACAAUGACGACGAUGACUCUGACAAUGAUGUUGAUCCGAAUGACUCUGACUCCUCUAGCCUUGAGGAUGACAUCAUGUUAUCCCUGAACCAGUGAGGAGACUCUGGCUUCUGGGACCGAGGAACCGGACAACAUGUCAUUCUGCUUCACAGACAUUUGAGUUGCGGAACAGGAGGCGCCAAAAAAAGAAUAUCAGCCGAUGAGGUGGGAGAUAAUCUGGAGCACUGCCAGUUUGUAACUGUAGGUGUCUGCACACUUUGGGAGUGACAGGACCAAGAAAAUCCAAUAAGUGCUGUGCAAAAGAAAUGAUUGUAUAUGAUAUAGUUUUAUAAAAGAAAAGUGGGCUUGAUGGUGAUUGGAAAUGCUAGUGUGUAGCUGCAGUGAAUAAAAUUUUUAUAUUUGAUCACAUUAGCGGCUCUCUAAUGAGCUUCUUUAUUUGAUAUUGAUUAAAGACACUUUGUGAGCCUCUGGUUGGCCACAGAUUAGUGUUUUGUGGGGGAAACAACUUCCAUUGCCGGGCUGUGGGCCUGCAACUGUAGAACAGAGGAUCCAAUACUUGUUUGUUGUACAAUGCUUGUAUUUCACCACACCUGGAAUAAUCCCAAGAACGUACUGAAGUGCCGAGUUAGGCAGCUAAUGUGACGCACAAACAUGUUGCUGAUGGUUCAUCAAGCGUCAAAUCCCACUUUCAGGUUUGACUCUCACCAUAAACCGACGACCAAAUUGCCACACACAGCAGUGCCAUAUCUGACUUUGCCUCCUGAUUUCACUGUGUAAAUAGAUAAAUCAGCUCGGUGCUCUUGAAUCGCUGAAGACACCAUAACUAGUGUGGACAUCUUAACCAAACUGUUACAUCUGCUCACUGUCCGCACAUGACAGACACGGGGUUGUGCAGCGCUCUACCUUUGUGUUAUCUCACUCAUGUUUACUGAGCCGUGCCAUCAUUUGGGCUCAGUUGAUGUUGAUGAUGGCACAGGCUCAGUUCAACUUAGUUUAAUGUUCAAAAACCGAGGAUAUAUCUCAAUGUCUUUGGUUCAGGACUGAAAGUAUGAUAAGCUUCAUUCAUUGGAUCUAACUCUAAAAAUAACUUGAAUCUUUGAAAACAGGAGAUGCAGCAAAACAUCUUCAUGUGCGUUCCCUCUGAUUGACUGACAGGAGGCUUCGCACUUCAACAUUGUGAAAACAGAUGCCUUCACUUGCACACUUUUUGAAAGCAGUGCAAACAUUUCAUGACUUUUCUCACGGUUAUGAUUUGUAUCUAAUAAUUUUGCCUGUUUUCUUUUCCAUUUGGAGACUUGGAGUUUCUUGAGACAAUUUAUGUACAUCUUGUAUGUAUCGAAAGUAUUUUUACUAUAAAUAAAGUUGCAAAAUAA